UAUUAUACCUGCCAAAAAACGGUGAAAACUUCUACGAAUUUUUCACCACCUUAUACCCCGAAGGAAACAAACUCCUGGUACCCUUACUCGCCAUGAAGAAGAACCAUUUUUGGAGAAACUUUUUCUUAUGCAACCUAUGUAUCGGUAGUCUGAUCGCGCUCAACGCUUGGUUCUUUCUAGCCAAUUUCGGAUGGAUUUACUACAAGUAUAUUAUUUUUAGAGACCUAGAAUUCUACGUUUACAAUUUUGUGCUACUUCUCUGUCUAGCCCUAGCUCGGAAACUUGAGCUGAGAUUUGCCGAAUUAAACGAAAUUUUGCAAUACAAAACUGAAAGUUUCCUGAAAAGCAACGCGGCAAGAAGAAGAAACAUCCAGCUGACUGAGCAAGAGAAUCUGGCAUUUAUCAUGAGCUCUGAACAUUUUUACAGUGUUAGAACUUUCCGUAUUAUGCACUACGAUCUGUGUAACCUCGUGAAAACGUAUAAUGAUAUGUUCGGAAGGAUAAUUUUGAGCUCCGUCGUUUUCAACAUCGCAAACUUGCUUGCCAAAGUUACAUUUGUUAUAGAUUACUGUAUCAACAUAAAUAGCGUUGAACAACGUAGACUAUGGGGCUAUUUCCUUGGUAUUAUCGGGUUCUGGAUAUUCGCUAACGUUGGACAAACGUUUCUAUUUUCGUUUUAUGGCGAUCAAUUACAGAAAGAGGGCGAAAAAACUACAAGGAUAUGUUUCUACUUGCUCAACAGAGUAUCGAUAACCCCUUGCAACGAUGACGAGAAAUUGGUUCAAGACGAGUUGAAAUUAAUGGCUUACCAGAGUUACACAAGGAUUCCGGCUCUAUCGGCCGGAGGUUUCUUUGAUAUCAAUUUUAGAGUUUUAGGUCUCAUGAUUAGCAGUAUAACUUCGUAUUUAAUGGUCAUUAUACAGUUUUUAUUGCGACCUAAUAAUUCGUCUUAGAUAAUAUACAUUUAUAUUAAGUUAAUUUAAUAAAUUAUUUUUGUAACUAUUUAUUAAAUGAUUAUUUCUUUUAUUACAAAAAUUUAAUAAAGCGAUGAAUUAUGAAGAAAUACUUGAAUAGUACCACAAGGAUACUACGAAUACUACGGCAGUUAGUUAACAUUCUAGUCAUUGCAUAAAACUUAAUAAAAAAAUGUUUUACACAUUAAGUUGGAUUAGCCAUAAAAGCGUGUUUUAAAGCUUACUAUACCUAGUGAUUUUUUAACUAAA
Messenger RNA from Sitophilus oryzae (rice weevil), 1223 nucleotides. Its product is annotated as gustatory receptor family protein 3-like. Gene Ontology annotation, cellular component: neuronal cell body; dendrite; membrane. The coding region runs from base 93 to 953 and encodes 286 amino acids. Lineage: Eukaryota; Metazoa; Arthropoda; Insecta; Coleoptera; Curculionidae. The record is from RefSeq and is a predicted model, not a curated record. Gene Ontology annotation, biological process: sensory perception of taste. The transcript is spliced from 2 exons.